GUCAUUUCGACCAGCUCUGAGUAUGUUCACCUUGAGUUUAACGCGUACGUGGGUAAGGAAAGAAAACCAUCUACAAUGGAGCUCUGAUACCGGCAUUCAGCGCGGCAACGGGUAAAGAGCUGAGCCUCCAGUUUAGAUCGUGUCGGGAAAAAAUAAGCAAUUUUUAAGGGAUCUCGACGGGAUGAGCUGGGAAAUGACUUAAUACAGGAUCUGAGCCUUAUCCUGUCUGAACCCACGAUGCUGAUCUGUUUUUGAUCCUCCUGCUGCGCAAGUGGACUUUGUUGAUCCGAUACGGCGCCUAUGAUCCCUUCGGACGGACCCGGUUCUGGGCUCCUCUUCAUUGCCCGUCAGCAGACAGACAUUUUUCCACAAUGGGGGUGUUGCAUUCCUCGUCACUAAAAUAUAUGUCUCUGGGGGUUCUGGUGCUGCAAACCACCUUGCUGGUGCUCACCAUGCGCUACUCCCGUACCCUGAAGGAGUAUGGCCCUCGGUACCUGGCUUCCUCUGCUGUGGUGUCAGCUGAAGUACUCAAGAUUUUCACAUGCACCCUCCUAUUCUUCAAGGAGAAGGAUUUCAACUUGCACGCAGUGAAGCGGCUGUUAAACGAGGAGAUUCUGAGCAAGCCUAUGGACACCAUGAAGCUGAUCAUUCCUGCAGGGAUCUACACUCUGCAGAACAAUCUGCUCUAUGUUGCCCUAUCCAACCUGGAUGCGGCCACCUAUCAGGUCACGUACCAGUUGAAGAUCCUCACCACAGCUCUGUUCUCCGUCUUCAUGCUCAGGAAGAAGCUGAGUUUGUACCAGUGGCUCUCCCUGCUCUUACUCAUGGCUGGAGUCACUCUGGUGCAGUGGCCCACAGAGUCCGCAGAUGUCUCUGAGCACAAGAUCCUGUCAGCAGGCUCCCAGUUUGUGGGACUGAUAGCCGUGCUGAUGGCCUGUGUGUCCAGUGGUUUUGCUGGAGUUUACUUUGAGAAGAUCCUCAAAGAGACGGAACAGAGUUUGUGGGUUCGUAAUAUACAGCUGGGUUUGUUCAGCUUUGUGUUUGGCCUCAUAGGCAUGAUGAUAUAUGAUGGCCAAAGAGUGAUACAGUCGGGGAUGUUUCAGGGCUACAACGCUAUUACCUGCGUAGUUGUUGUCUUACAGGUUGUGUCAUUGUGUCAUUACAUGUCAUUACAUGUGAAACUGUCAAUGAAACAAAGCACAUUCUUGUUCAAGUUUGCCUUCAUCUUGCUUGUCUGCCUGCAGGCUCUCGGUGGGCUGCUCGUCGCAGUUGUCAUUAAAUAUGCUGACAACAUCCUCAAAGGAUUUGCCACCUCUCUGUCAAUCAUGGUGUCCACGCUCAUUUCAUAUUUCCUGUUGAAGGACUUUAACCCCACUGGGGUAUUUUUCUUAGGUGCAGUGCUGGUCAUUGCGGCCACAUUUCUUUACAGCUAUGAGUGCAAACCUGCCAGCAGCAGCACCACCAGUGUAGUCUGAGACUUGUGUGAACUGUGCUACCCGACAGACAGGUUUUCUAUGAACUGUGAUGGGGGAAUUUGCCACGUGAAAAAUCUCAAUGCAGGAAAUGCAUACGUGGACGAGUUACUGACAAAUACUUACAAUUCUGUGUAAGCUGAUCUUUUUUGCUCUGUAAGAAUGUACAAAAGAUGAUGGGAGUGACUGAAAUACAUCUGAUAUUACAGCUUUUCUUGUGAACUCGCCACGUAAACAUCCUGGUGAAGCAAAGCAAGCAAAGUAAAGGGGAAAGGAGAUCAUAAUGAAACCUAGACCUCGCAGACAACCUAACGUCAAACUAAUUCAUGUAUGUAAUUUACAAUUGUGAAUUUUCACCCCUGGAAGAACAGAUGCUACAUUUAAGCUUUGGGCUUCUAAAGUGUUUGAAAAGGUUAAAGAUUUAUCUUUAAAGUUCUCACAUCAUUUGAAGAACUGUGGUAUAAAUUUAGUGUAAAUAGAAGGCAUUUCAGUAAAUAUCAGCUGAGAAGCUUUGCAAAAGCAGUAGUUCACUUCUUAGCCCAUCCAAAAACCCUACAAACAGAUUAUUAUUAGAGCAUUCACAUCAUUGGUUUGGGACAGGGAUCUGGAAACUGGAAGCAGAACUGCAAAUCAGGUUGUACUGGAACUGCCACUUCAUUAGAUACACAUUACAUUUUGAGUACAAUGAACUCAUUGUCAUGUUGUCAGUUUGAGGUGAUUUGUGACAUGUUGCAUUAUCCUGCUGGAAGCAGCCAUCAGAAGAUGGUACACUGUUGUCAUAAAGGGAUGGACAUGAUCAGCAACGAUACUCAAGUAGGCUGUGGCAUUUAAACAAGGCUAAGUUAGUGCUAAGGGGCACAAAGUGCGCCAAGAAAUCCCAGCACCAUUACACCACCAGCAUCAGCCUGAACUACUGAUACAAAUCAAGAUGGAUCCAUGUUUCAUGUCAGAUUCCGUCCUGAACUUCUGCAGAUCAUCUCGAUCAUGUCUAUGUGCUUAAAUGCACUGCAAUACGAUUGGCUGAUUAGAUAUUUGCAUUAACAAAUGCAGCCAGAACCGGUAGCGCCUGUCUCUGGCUGCAUGACCGCAGAUGCUCGUCUCCGGAUGAGUGAUCUGGAACGAUCAUUUCAUUGUGUGCCUUGUGUGCACAAUGUUGUGACGCACAAAUAAAAUAUUUGAAAGGGUCUGGGGACCCAUUUAGAACUUUUUUUAAAGAUUUAGAUCUAACAGAAGGUCAGUCUAAAUAACUGGUUCUCAUGAUCCAUGCAGUGUUCUAUUUAUCAUAUGUUUUGAAAGGGCAAAAACAUUUUUAUUACCUAUACUUGAACAAUUUUCUGAAGGGGCAUAAGAGCUGUUACCAACAUGAGGACCUCGUUGGCUCUUUGUUUUUGUGUUUUAUUUCUCUGAUGUUUGUGUUUUUAAGUAAUAAUAAAGAUAUUGUUUGGGAACAAAAGAACUGUAUAUUCAUGAGACAGGGAAUACUGUGUGUUCAGUAAAUUUACAAAGCAAAUGGGAAUUAAUGGCGCUGAUAGUCAAAGAGAGGAGAAUCCUUGGCAGCACUUCCAUCUAGUGGUGGAAUGAGGAGCAAACUUGCUGCAAAGAGGAGGGGUUACCUCUGUCCAAAGAUGCUGAACAUCCUUUUUUUUUUUUUAAUAAGAGAUGGGAUCUUAUAUAAAACUGAAAUGACUGUUUUGACCUUGCUCCUCACAGUCUGAUCAUUUGUAUUAAAACCACAUUUAUAUCAUUUUAGGAUUAUUUAAAUGCAAAAAAUGGUCUUUAUGUAACAACAAAUGAAUAAAUUAAAACAUUUUUUAUGUUGAAACAA
Messenger RNA from Archocentrus centrarchus (flier cichlid), 3297 nucleotides. It is a transcript of the gene slc35a3b, whose product is annotated as solute carrier family 35 member A3b. The record is from RefSeq and is a predicted model, not a curated record. Gene Ontology annotation, cellular component: Golgi membrane. The transcript has 7 exons. Gene Ontology annotation, biological process: pyrimidine nucleotide-sugar transmembrane transport. Gene Ontology annotation, molecular function: pyrimidine nucleotide-sugar transmembrane transporter activity. Lineage: Eukaryota; Metazoa; Chordata; Actinopteri; Cichliformes; Cichlidae. Bases 372 to 1475 code for a protein of 367 amino acids.